GUGCACCCCAGUCCAGCUGUGCCUGAGCUGGGAGGGACCCACACCCUAAACCAGUGAAGCCCUGGCAUGGCUGGACACCCUGUUCUAGCUGCACCUGGAGACAGGAGGGUGCACCCCAAAGGGGCUGUACCCUGAACCAGAAGGGACCUGUGCCCUGGACCAGCCUUGCACCCCAAAACAGCUGCCCCUGGACUGGGAGGUGCCUGUCCUGGACCAGCCCUGCACCCCAAACUGGCUGCACCUUGAACCAGGAGGGACCUGCACUCCAAACCAGGUGUCUGCCCCAAACUUGUUGGCCCCUGAUCCUGCUGUGCCCUGAACCAGGAGGGACCUACACCCCAAAGAAUCUGUGCACUCUAAGCUGGAAGGGACCUGCACCCCAAAACAUCUGUGUGCCCUAAACCAGGAGGAACCUGCACCCCAAUCCUACUGUACCCUAAACCAGGACGGACUUGAACCCCGAAGCAUCCCUGUGCCCUAAACCAGGAGGGAUCUGCACCCUAAACCAUCUGCGUGCCCUGAUCUUGCUGUGCCCUAAACUGGGAGGGACCUGCACCCCAAAGCAUCCCUGCACUCUAAGCUGGAAGGGAUCUGCACCCCAAUCCUGCUGUGCCCUAAAGCAGGAGGGAUCUGCAGCCCACCCCAUCCGUGUGCUGGGUCUGGCUCUGUGGGGACACGAUGGAUGAUGCUCUGCCUGUGGAAGCGGAGCUGGAGCAGCAGUGGUUGUCCAACAGCUCCCUGAAUGAGUCCCUGUCCAACCAGUUUGUGCAGCCCCCGUGGCAGGUGGCCCUGUGGGCCGUGGCCUACGCCCUGAUCGUGGUGGUGGCGGUGGUGGGGAACGUGGUGGUGAUGUGGAUCAUCCUGGCCCACAAGCGCAUGAGGACGGUCACCAACUACUUCCUGGUGAACCUGGCGUUUGCCGAGGCCUCCAUGGCUGCCUUCAACACCGUGGUGAACUUCACCUACGCCAUCCACAACGAGUGGUACUAUGGGCUCUUCUACUGCCGCUUCCACAACUUCUUCCCCAUCGCUGCUGUCUUCGCCAGCAUCUACUCCAUGACGGCCAUUGCCCUGGACAGGUGA
Molecule: messenger RNA, 1083 nt
Organism: Corapipo altera (White-ruffed manakin)
Lineage: Eukaryota; Metazoa; Chordata; Aves; Passeriformes; Pipridae
Product: substance-P receptor-like
Exons: 1
Coding region: 679-1083 (134 amino acids)
Biological process (GO): positive regulation of flagellated sperm motility; G protein-coupled receptor signaling pathway
Cellular component (GO): sperm midpiece; plasma membrane
Molecular function (GO): substance P receptor activity
Source: RefSeq, a predicted model, not a curated record